UAUUUUUAAUGAAACCCACUCCUCUCUCUCUCUCUCUCUGUUUGUUUCAUCAAUGGAAUUUUUGCGGGACGGUGGGAUCCGCGUUUCUCGAUCGCAGCGACAAUCAAUUGUUUCCCAUUCUCUUCUUCUCUGCCUGUAAUCUCCACUGCUGCGGAUAAAUUCCUUUGUUUUCUCUGUCACUAGUUAUAUGUAAUCUGAAAAUUUUUGAAGAAUUAGAGGUGUUGGUGGGAAGUAUUUUAGGAGGUAGUUAAGCUGUCUGUGUUUGGAUUUUUGAGUGCGUGAAUGAUGAUGACUGCGAAGGAUCAUCAAACGAUCCCGCUUGCUGUUCUGCUAAAGCGAGAAUUGGCAAAUGAGAGGAUUGAGAAACCUGAGAUAUCGCAUGGGCAGGCUAGUCAGAGUAAGAAAGGGGAGGACUUCACGUUGCUCAAGACCGAAUGCCAAAGGGUUGUUGGCGACGGAAAUACAUAUUCAGUUUUUGGGUUAUUUGAUGGACACAACGGGUCUGCAGCUGCAAUAUACACAAAAGAGAAUCUUCUAAAUAAUGUCACAAAUGCCAUUCCACCUGAUCUUAACAGAGAUGAAUGGGUAGCAGCGUUGCCAAGGGCUUUGGUUGCUGGCUUUGUGAAAACAGAUAAAGAGUUCGAAUCAAAAGCACAAACAUCAGGAACUACUGUGACCUUUGUGAUAAUUGAAGGAUGGGUUGUCACUGUUGCAUCUGUUGGAGAUUCUCGCUGCAUUCUUGAAUCUGCUGAAGGAGAUAUCUAUUACUUGUCAGCAGAUCAUAGGCUUGAAUGCAACGAGGAAGAGAGGGAGCGUAUUACUGCUAGUGGAGGUGAGGUGGGUCGACUUAAUACUGGCAGUGGUGCAGAGAUUGAAGUAGGUUGUCUAAUUAAUGUGGCAAUUACUCCUGUAGAUUGGCCCUUUGAGAUGUUGGCCUGGUGGCUUGUGCCUUUCACGAUCUAUUGGAGAUGUAGAUGUAGGCGAAUUCAUUGUUCCUGUUCCUUAUGUGAAGCAAGUCAAGGGGGUGGUAGGCUUAUUAUCUCAAGCGAUGGUGUUUGGGACACUAUAUCUGCUGAAGUGGCUCUUGAUUGUUGUCGUGGGAUGCCUGCAGAAGCUGCUGCUGCACAAAUUGUCAGAGAAGCCGUACGCAUGAAGGGACUUAGAGAUGAUACAACUUGCAUUGUUAUUGAUAUAUCACAACCAGAGAAGCUGCCUGCUCCUUUGCCAGGUCCAAAGAAGCAUCAUGUAAAGGGAGUGUUCAAGUCCAUGUUUCGCAGAAAACACUCUGAAUCGUCCUCUCAAGCUGAUAAAGCAUAUGUUAGGCCGGACGUGGUAGAGGAAUUAUAUGAGGAAGGAUCAGCCAUGCUUUCUGAGAGGUUAGAUACAAAGUAUCCACUUUGCAACAUGUUUAAGUUGUUCAUGUGCGCAGUCUGUCAAGUAGAGAUGAAACCUGAAGAGGGUAUUUCAAUACAUGCUGGCUCAACUAAUUCAAGAAAACCGCGUCCCUGGGAUGGUCCCUUCCUUUGCUUAAGUUGUCAGGAGAAGAAAGAAGCCAUGGAAGGGAAAAGAAUAUCAGGAGAUAGACAUAGUAGCGAAAGUGACUAGCUUGCCAUUCCCACUUUUGUGUUUCUCAAGCACUAACAAUUGUUUCAAAGUUUAACAUAGACGGGAAGAUGGAAAAUUCCUGCAAUCUUGGGGAGUUCAGAGCCAUUUGUGUUUAAGCUUGCUUUUGAAUCUCUCCCAACUGCUUCCUUCCAUCAAGUCAGAAGAUCAGAGCUAGAGCCGUAUGCAAUUGGAUAAAACUGUUUGUGGCUCAAUGAGUAAUAACAGUUUUGGCUGCCACCUUUGAAGACUCAUGGAAGACUUUGAUAAAGCUUGCAAGUGCAUAGUGACACGUCAGAGGUUAUUUGUUUUCCCAUAUGAAUCAAUUAUCAAUUCUUGUCCAAUUCGUAGAGCUAACAUACAAAUGAUAAUGGCCUUCAUGUGUAAUAUUGUUAUAUAGGGAGUUUGACUUUACACAAUAUACCAAUUCAUUCAAAAUUGAGGCAAAACAUGUGUUAUCAGCCUGCUUUAUGAAUUUUGUUCAUGUAGUAUUAUACUGAACCUGUAUUUUGUGAAUCAGAAAUGUGAACUUAGGAAAUAGAAACGUUGGCUCUAUUCAUUAAUUUCCCCUUCCCUUUGAUGCAAUAUAUGAAGCUUUGUUAUUUCAUUCAA
Molecule: messenger RNA, 2214 nt
Organism: Manihot esculenta (cassava)
Lineage: Eukaryota; Viridiplantae; Streptophyta; Magnoliopsida; Malpighiales; Euphorbiaceae
Product: probable protein phosphatase 2C 12
Exons: 10
Coding region: 283-1605 (440 amino acids)
Biological process (GO): protein dephosphorylation
Molecular function (GO): protein serine/threonine phosphatase activity
Source: RefSeq, a predicted model, not a curated record